UAAAACAAACAAACAGACAAAAAACAAUAAUGUAAUGUGACCAGUCACCUGUCCUGUCAGCAGCACGAGGCAGCUGUGCGUCUCUGGUUCCUCCAGGGAUCAGAUCGACCCUCUCAGGAAGACAGGGAAAUAAAGUGUUUCCGGUUUCUGCUGUGAGUUUCACGGAUUUAACAGCUGGUUAAGCUUUAUUUGAUUAAACACUAACAUUUUGAGGAAAGUGUCAAGUAUAACAUUAACUAAAAUAAAUUAUUAUAAAAUUCCCUCUACACAGCAGGGCCUUAAGAAUGGGUUAAAACUGAUUGAAUUUCUCUUUAAUAGUAAUUAUAAUGUUAACCAAAUCUGCACUAAAUACACACCAGUCUCCUGCUUUUAAUUGGCUAUGGAGCCUUUUACAUAAUCACACGUGAUCACAUGGUCAAGUUAUGACCAUUACAUGACUCACCAUCAUCUGAUUUAUGACUCAGCAAGUUGACUAAACCAAGAUGAAAGGGCAAGAUCUCGUACAUAAAACAAAAAUAACUCUACACUAAACUUUUCAAACAUUAAAACCUGAUUAUUUCUACAUCUGUUACACUGAAAGCACCAUCACCACCAGAAAUUUGGGGAGAUUUCUUCUUCCACUAUCGGCUGAGCUAAUCACCUGAAAGACAGUAAGCACCUAAAAUACUGCAAGUUAUUACCCUGAUUGUUCUGGUGCUGCAUCAGACACCACACACUUUUAAUUAACCUCUUGAUUGAGACUGAAUCACAUAUUUGGAGUCAUUAUUAUAUGAAUAAAAUUUUGGAUUAAAUUCUGCAGGUCUGUAAUGGAUAAAAACAACCUCAACAACAUUGUGUUACAUGUCAUCAGGGUCCUAAGCUAAAUGUUAUUUGAGGGGCCCUCCCCCUUAUGGCGCCGCAGGGGCCCGGAGCAGACGUAGAUCAUAUCGAUGACCUAGAAAAAAGGUGGUUUGCGGCCAGUGUCGGGCUUUGUCUUUGACCUCUCAUCCCACCAGUUUCUGAGUCUGCUCCUGUGUCGGCCGGGCCGUCAGCUUUAAGUUUCCUGUUCCAUUAAACUAGUCGUGGCUUGUUCUUCUUGGAUUCAUUGUGUAAUUUCAGUUGCCUGUGUCUGUUUAAUGAAACGAAAAAUACAUCAGAUCGUCUGGAAAACAAAAGGGAUCCAGGGUCACAAACAUUUGCCAUUUGAGGUGUUAGAAAAGACAAAAAACCCCGACAAACAUCCUGCACAAACAGGUUCUUCACACAUUUAGAAGUGAAUAUGACAUUACAGCAGGAAACUGUGGCCUGAGCAUAACACACAUGCUGAAGAAGAGGGUGAUGCAGCCCCCUGCAUUCAGUCCAUUUGCUGGCAGCGAAGAAGCAUGGAGAUAACAUCAGUGUGCGCUGUCAUCGCCACUCUGACAGUCCUGCCCAACAGAUCCCAGUUCUUCCUGUACGAGUCUGUCUCUCUGAGCUGUGGGCAGCAGGGAAACUCCUCUGACUGGAGGGUUAAGAGGAACACGUCCACAACAACGAAUGGAGAUUGUCUCGCGUUCUCCGAUAAAGGAAAUUAUUCCGACUGCUUCAUUGAAGACGCUUACCCAAUGGACGCUGGAGUGUACUGGUGUGAGUCUGGAGCAGGAGCGUGCAGCAACACCAUCAACAUCUCUGUAACAGCUGGCUCCGUGAUCCUGGAGAGUCCCGUCCUCCCGGUGACGGAGGGAGACGAUGUGACUCUUCGCUGUAGAAACAUCACUUCCUCCUCCAACCUCACAGCUGAUUUCUACAAAGAUGAUGUUUUCAUCAGGAGCAGCUCCACAGGAAACAUGACCAUCCACAGUGUUUCUGAAGCUGAUGAAGGUCUCUACAGGUGUAACAUCUCUGCAGCUGGACAGUCGACAGGCAGCUGGUUGAGAGUCAGAGCGAGGCAUCCUGACCCGCUUCAGUCCUCCCUCGUAUGCAUUCUACUUCCUGUGGUGGGUUUCUGUCUGCUGCUGGUGUCGGUGAUGCUGCAUUUCCUCUGGAGGCGCCACAAAGGUAAAGCCGAUGUUUCCUACACUGACGUCACCAUCACACAGAAUGUACAACCACAGAGGAUCACAGAUGUGGACGCUGCUCCGACCUUCUACUCGACGGUCAAACCGGGAUCCACCUGACGACAGCAAACAACAGCGCCAGAGUUAAAGUGUGUGAAUCACGAUGUGACGGAUCAAACUGAAGAAACGAUCAAUGUGCUUUUACAGUCUUUCAUGUGUCUCUGUAGUUUUGUGUCUUUGUAGUUUUGUGUCUCUUGUCUCUAAAUGAUUACAGUUUUUUAUCUUCAGGCCGAAAAUUGUCCCACAUCUGAUCUACGUUAUGAACAAGGGAAUAACAUCUUCUUGUUUAUUGUUUAAUAACAGUCACACAGAGAGUUCAGUGUUUUCCCCUCCAACAACUUCUUUCACUUCAUAGAGAUUUACGGACUUUUCACGAGACCGACCUGACAGGAACGAAAAUAAAAUUAAAACAAACACGAUACUGAAAGGUGUUUGGUGUUUUUGAGUUUCAGUAAAGAUAUAUUUGUUUGAACUUCCU
This is a messenger RNA of Seriola aureovittata, 2553 nucleotides long. Its product is annotated as low affinity immunoglobulin gamma Fc region receptor II-c-like. Gene Ontology annotation, molecular function: transmembrane signaling receptor activity. Lineage: Eukaryota; Metazoa; Chordata; Actinopteri; Carangiformes; Carangidae. The coding region runs from base 1362 to 2135 and encodes 257 amino acids. The transcript has 6 exons. Gene Ontology annotation, biological process: cell surface receptor signaling pathway. The record is from RefSeq and is a predicted model, not a curated record.